This is a messenger RNA of Cydia fagiglandana, 2535 nucleotides long. Its product is annotated as matrix metalloproteinase-2-like. Gene Ontology annotation, cellular component: extracellular matrix. Gene Ontology annotation, molecular function: zinc ion binding; metalloendopeptidase activity. Gene Ontology annotation, biological process: extracellular matrix organization; collagen catabolic process; proteolysis. NCBI's taxonomy places the organism in Eukaryota, Metazoa, Arthropoda, Insecta, Lepidoptera, Tortricidae. The coding region runs from base 61 to 1593 and encodes 510 amino acids. The record is from RefSeq and is a predicted model, not a curated record. The transcript is spliced from 11 exons.
UGCAGUCAAAGGUCACUGGAGUGCAUCACUUGUGGUAUCAGUGCUUUGUGUCCCGUCGCCAUGGGCAGAUGUCUGCUGUUAUGUCUGCUCCUGGUUGUUUCUGUGAAGUGUCGGACGAUCUAUGUUGAGGAUGCUAGGCCUACGGAGGAAGAGGUGUCAUUCAUGAAGCGAUACGGUUACCUGCCAGAAGUAGCCGAAGGGUCAUCGUCUCUGGACUUCUCUUACACGCCGCUCUCCAUCACCGAGGCGGUGCGGCGGAUGCAGGCGUUCGCUGGCCUCACUCCGAGCGGAGUCAUCGACAAUGCCACCAAACAAUUGUUCAAGAAAAAAAGGUGUGGCGUCAAAGAUAUCAUUACCACAUCGUCCAGAUCAAGACGAUACGUCACACGAGAAGCAUGGACCAAGAAACAAAUUACGUACAGGGUGCUCAACGGCUCUAGAACGUUAGAGAAGCACCGAGUGGAACGGCAGAUGGCAGCCGCGCUAGCGGUGUGGGCGCCGCACGCCGGGCUCACUUUCACUCGCCUGGACACAGGGAAGGCCGACAUUGAGGUCUCUUUCGUCACUUUGGACCACGGGGACGGGUCUCCAUUCGACGGCCCAGGGCAGGUGGUGGCGCACGCCUUCUGCCCUCCGCUCGGUGAUCUGCAUUUUGACGAUGAUGAGAUCUGGAGCGAGUACCCCGCCGAGGACGAGGAAGACGAGGAGUCAACGGACUUCUUCGCCGCAGCCGUCCACGAGAUCGGGCACGCGCUCGGGCUGGCGCACUCGGACGUGAGGUCGUCGGUCAUGUACCCGUACUACCGGGCGCGGGUGCAGAGCCUGUACGAGGACGAUAUUCUGGGCAUGCGGGCGCUUUACAUGAAAGACCAGCAAGCCGCGACUUCCGCUCUCACAGUACAAACAGAGGACCCGAUGGCGCCGCGGUUCUCCCUGGACCCUGGCGUCACUGAUGAGGAGGACGUCCCCGACCUGUGCUACACCAACUUCGACACUAUUCAGGUGUUGCAGGGGAAGAUCUAUGUUUUCGAAGAGGAGUGGAUGUGGGUGCUCAGCGAGCGUAAGGAAAUUGAUCCGGGGUAUCCGAAGCGCUUCCACGAUGUAUUCAUUGGCCUUCCAGAACACGUCGACGUAGUUAGAACCAUUUACGAGAAACGGAAUGGAAACAUCGUCAUAUUCAAAGACAAGCAGUACUGGGAGUUCGGGCCAAACUUCCGCCUGAUCAAGCGCGGCCGGCUCCGAGACUACCGCCUGCCCGGACGCCUGCGGGAGCUGACUACGGUCUUCCUGUCCAACUACAACAAUAAGACGUACCUUGUAGACUCUGAGCGCUUCUGGCGGUUCAAUGAGGACACCUGGACUAUGGAUAAAGGGUACCCUAAAAGCAUGUCAGCAUGGAGAGACCUCCCAUACCCUGUGGAUUCCGCUAUUAUUUGGAAGGGAGAUACGUACUUCUUCCGCGGCCCCCGCUUCUGGCGUUUCGACAACGUCCAGGUCCGCGCGCACCCCUACUACCCGCUGUUCACGGCUCAGAUCUGGUUUCCGUGCCAGCCCACGCCGGAUAUGGAGCAGUACACCAAGAACGAAGACUAAUAUAAUGUACCGCCUAACCUAACUGUCCUUUAAUAAUUACUAUACCUUUGUGUCAUUGGAAUAAGGAUUAAAAAUAGUUAAUUAGUUAACUGUGAUAACAAUGGUGCUUGUUUCGCUCGACUGUGGUGCUUCGACGACGCACUAAUCCUCUCGCACCCCCUACUACCCGCUUAGGAUCCCUUGGCAUUAUGAUGCAGGCUCGAAAUGUAUUUCAAAACUUAUCAAGAAGGAAAUGGGGUUACAAGAGAAAAAAAAAGUUCAAUAAAAAUAUAUCACUUUAUUAAAAGAGUACAAUCACAUACAAAUGUAAAAUAACAUCAACUGAUUUAAUACGUCUUAUGCGGAAUGUGCAGCCUCGCAUCGUGGUAAACAGAUAAUUUGUGAUAUUCUGCUAGUGUAUUAAAGUAAUACUGUUUGAGUAAUAUCAUUAAAAUAGCUGUAAUCAACUAGUUUUAUUUCUAUUAGAUAAGAAAUGCUUAGGAUAUACAUGUUAGUGUCGUCAUCAAAUAUAUCUAUUUACAAAAAACCCUAUAACUGUUAGUUUGACUUGAUUAUAUUUCACCCAACAUGUUUAGGUAUGAUGUUUUAUCAACAUAUUUGAUGCAGACAGUUAGCAGUAUCACAAUAGUAAGUGGUGAGGCUCGACAUUAUUUUAAUGAAAUGAUACAUAAAGUUUGCGACAACAAUAUUAUAACUUAUUAGUAAAAUUUGUUCUCACUAGUGGAAUAUUUCAUAAAUCCAAACUAUUGUCGAAACAUCUCAGGUUUUGAAAAGUGCUAUAGUCACCGCAUAAGAAAAAAGAGAUACAUACCAUCUAGUUUUCUAAAGGUAGAAUCUUCUUAGUUACGCUAUAUUGCACCAGACAAAUGGAUAAAUUCAUUUCAUAAUAAAUAAUUGUGCAAGUUUUCUAACUACAAUAUAUUUUCCAAUUUAAUUUUGCUA